AAGGAGCGGAACUAGUCGGGCAUCUCCUCCACCCGACCACCCCUGAUCCGCCCGCGCCGUCCUCCUACCUCCGCGCCGACGGUCUCGGCGAUCUCGUCACGCCAUCGCCCGGAUCGCCUCGCCGCGAAUUCUUAAUAUUAUCCCGUCCCAGCCCCCGAGCCGAACCACCGCGACGCCCACGCCGCGACCCCGUCCAAAUCCACGCGAUAAGAACCAAGCGCUCUUGUUUCUUCCUUCCACUCCUGCGCCACCACCCCCACCCCCUAUAUAGUACACAAGGGUCCAAUGGUGCCGCUCCGCUUGUGCCGUCAACUGAUCCCGCACUCUGCAGCUGCAUCCAGGCCGCCAUUCGCGCCCGCGGCCGCCGCCUCGUGUUCUUCUCCCCGGCCGAUCUCGCGGCGCCUGCGGUCGCUGCCGGCCCUCGCAAUGGCGGCGUACGGCACCGGUGCUUCCGCGGACAGGAGGCUGCUCUUCAGGCAGCUCUUCGAGAAGGAGAGCUCCACGUACACCUACCUCCUCGCCGACGUCGGCGACCCCGACAAGCCCGCCGUGUUGAUUGACCCCGUGGACAGAACAGUUGAUAGAGAUCUCAACCUUAUCAAAGAAUUAGGCUUGAAACUCAUCUAUGCUAUGAAUACUCAUGUGCAUGCUGAUCAUGUCACCGGAACAGGAUUGAUAAAAACUAAGCUACCAGGAACGAAGUCUGUUAUUUCAAAAGCUAGUGGAGCAAAAGCUGACCAUUCUGUUGAGCAUGGUGACAAAAUAUACUUUGGCAACCUUUUCCUUGAGGUGCGAGCUACUCCUGGCCAUACUGCUGGCUGUGUGACAUAUGUAACAGGUGAUAGUCAUGAUCAACCUUCACCAAGGAUGGCUUUCACUGGUGAUGCCUUAAUUAUACGUGCUUGCGGAAGAACAGACUUCCAGGGAGGAAGCUCUGAUCAGCUGUAUCAGUCAGUACAUUCACAGAUAUUCACGUUGCCAAAGGAUACCCUUCUUUAUCCUAGCCAUGACUAUAAAGGUUUCACAGUAACCACUGUUGAAGAGGAGGUUGCGUAUAAUGCAAGACUAACAAAAGAUAAGGAAACAUUCAAGACAAUUAUGGACAAUCUGAACUUGUCUUACCCAAAGAUGAUCGACAUAGCUGUACCUGCCAAUAUGGUUUGCGGUAUCCAGGAUCCGCCAUCGAAGGUCUGAGCUGUUCCUGUUGAAACUUUGCAAGUGGUGCUCCUCCUGGUUGUUGUGAACUCACGAUCGGCUCAAGAAGUUUGCAGCAUCGUUAUACACUAAAUAAUUCGUUCGCUGCAACAUUGGGAGGAAAUAAUUGGUCAUUGGCUGAUGUAGUCUCUCGUUCUAUCUGUACCUUGUAAACCCGCUACUUGGUGUUGGCCUAUUGGGAACACUAACGUUUGAUCAGAUCAACGAGAAUAAUAAAGUUUGCACCUUGUUCUGUGCACCACA
This is a messenger RNA of Brachypodium distachyon (stiff brome), 1458 nucleotides long. Its product is annotated as persulfide dioxygenase ETHE1 homolog, mitochondrial. The transcript is spliced from 9 exons. The record is from RefSeq and is a predicted model, not a curated record. Bases 286 to 1194 code for a protein of 302 amino acids. Gene Ontology annotation, biological process: hydrogen sulfide metabolic process; glutathione metabolic process. Gene Ontology annotation, molecular function: sulfur dioxygenase activity. Lineage: Eukaryota; Viridiplantae; Streptophyta; Magnoliopsida; Poales; Poaceae.